AUGAAUCAAGAAAUCUACGAAGAACUGCUCUCCGCAAGAACUUUGAUAACCGACACUAAAGGAUAUUUUGACUAUGGAAUACCACCGUGGAUAAUUAAUCCAUAUGGUGACAUAGAAGAAACUAAUGUCAUAAUACAAGAGCAGCUGACUGAACUAAGUACAAACGAAGAACUUAAGGUUCAGUUUAAAAACGGAUAUCAGCAAUUCUGGCUGCAAAACAACAUACCCGUUACUUAUCCCAUGGAUGCAAAACGAUUUUAUGGUGCUAAAACUGUUGGGAUUCCGAACUUGAGUGGCAGUGAAGAUGAAAAUUUGUCAGAUGAUGAUUUUUUCCGAAAAUCAUUUUCUCAAGUUCUGGUGGAAGAUACCAGUGAAGAACAGCUUGAUAGAGAGACGGUCGAAGAUAUUGUGAUUAAAGAAAGUGAUUUUUCCGAUAGUGAAGACGACGUUCCCCUUUCAACUCUCAUUGCAGCAAACAAGGCAAAGAAAAAAAACAAGGUUUGUUUUGAUUGGGAAGAUAAACAGUUGAGGGUAUCUGAUGAAGACAUAUUAUUGAAGGGGUCUCACUCCUUAGGAAAAGAUAUUUUGAAAAAUCGUGUGCCAGAUUGCGAAUUUCCUAAGGAAUCUAUGAUGAAGAAAAAAGGUAGAGGUACAAUUAUGGAGAGAGUUGCUCAAGUCGAUGGCGUAGAUGUUUCAGUAGUUUCCUGGUAUGAUAACAAAGUAAUUACCACAGUAUGA
Messenger RNA from Acanthoscelides obtectus, 738 nucleotides. The record is from the annotation of a GenBank genome assembly. Lineage: Eukaryota; Metazoa; Arthropoda; Insecta; Coleoptera; Chrysomelidae.